Molecule: messenger RNA, 1485 nt
Organism: Papaver somniferum (opium poppy)
Lineage: Eukaryota; Viridiplantae; Streptophyta; Magnoliopsida; Ranunculales; Papaveraceae
Exons: 2
Coding region: 1-1485 (494 amino acids)
Source: RefSeq, a predicted model, not a curated record
AUGAUUAGAGACUAUACGGUUCAAUUUUUUGAAUCAAAAUUCAAUGGUGCUGAACAACCUAUUAAUGAGAGUCUUUUUAUAUAUGAUCAUGAGUGUAUCUCAGAGGAAGAAAGCAUUCUGAUGGAUGUUGUUCCUUCGGUGGAGGAGAUUAGGAGGGCAGUUUAUGAUUUGGGUGUUGAUAGUGCUCCAGGGCCGGAUGGUUUCUCAGGGUGUUUUUAUAGACAUUGUUGGGAUAUCAUUCAUCAGGACCUCAUUAAUGCAAUCACUUAUUGCUGGCAGCAUAAGUUAAUUCCUCAGGGUUCGAAUUCGAGCCUUUUAAUUUUCUUGGUCAAGGUGAGAGGUGUUAAUACUCUUCGUAACUUUCGUCCUAUUGGUCUUAGUAAUUUUUUCUUUAAAAUUUUUACUAAGAUUUUGGCUACUAGACUUGGUGGAGUUCUUGAUAAACUUGUUUCGGAAGAACAAGUUACUUUCAUGAAGGGGAGGAAUAUUCAUGAGAAUAUCAGUGUGGCUUCUGAAAUGGUGAAUGAGUUGAAAUGUAAGCGCAAGGAUGGCAAUGUGGGUCUUAAGUUGAAUAUUUCUCAAGCUUUUGACACUGGAAAUAUGAAGAGUUUGAAUAAUCUUUUGAGCUUACUUGGUAAAUAUCAAGCUGCUUCCGGCCAAACAGUUUGUCGCCUGAAAAGCAAAGUUUAUUAUGGUGGUAACUCUAUGAGCAGGUGUAGAACAAUCACGGACUUGUUGGGUAUGGAAGUUUCAACUUUUCCAGAUCGUUAUUUGGUUGUGAAGAUUAUGCCUGGGGUUGUUAAGUAUUGUCACAUUUGUAAUGUGAUUGACAAGAUUAAGAAGCAACUUGCGGUUUGGAAAGGGAGAUUACUUUCUUUUCAAGACAGGAUGGUUCUUAUUAAUUCGGUGAUUGCUAUUUACUUGAUUCACAACAGGGUUUUUUAUAAAUGGCCUCGUAAGUUUAUUGAUCAAUGUGAGAGAGCUAUUCACAGUUUUCUUUGGUCAGGUGAUUCUGAUGUGAGACGCAAAUUUGUUGUGGCCUAUGAUAAAGUUUGCUGCCCGAUGAAGGAAGGUGGAUUAGGCAUUUCUAAAUUAGUUGUUACUAACAAGGCGCUUCUUAUGAAAUUGUGGUGGAAUAUUCAGUCUUCUAAGAAGAAAUGGGCUCGCUUUCUUUAUGCUAAAUACACUACUAGGAAGGGUAAAAUAAAGAAGUAUGGUGUUAAUUAUUCCAUUCAUCCAGGUAUUAAACAAAUUUAUAAAAUUGUGGAUAGCAAUACUAAAGUUUUGCUAGGUGAUGGGCGCUCCAAUUCUCUAUAUUUUGAUAUUUGGUACGGCUACACUAGCAUUGCUGAAAUUAUUGGUGAAGAUGGACUUGAUUGCUCUGUGAAGGUCAGUGAUUUUCUUAUAAACAAUGAAUGGGUUAUACCGGAUGCUCACUUGCAUAACUUGCUCCGUGCUGGUGUUAUUUUGAAUAACUUUCCAUGA